AGCGCGGGGCGGGGGGAGGAAAAGAACCCUUCGCGCGCGGCUCGCGGGAGAGCGCAUGCGGGCAAGGCGGGGGGGGGGCUCCCCUUUGCCUGCCUGCCGCAAAUGGCUGUGGGAGGACCGAGGAGGCGGGAGCGGCUAAAGUGAAGCGGCGAGGGGAGCUCAGCUGGCGGGCAGAAGAGAGAGGACGAGCCCGCAGGCGAGAGGCGGAGCAGGAGCAACAGCAGCGCCGGCGAGGAGUCACAGAAGCGCAGGCUGCGCGCCGGGAGGUCCUGGGUGCGUCUGCUCCGGAGCCUCUCUAGCCCAGCCCAGCCCAGCCCCGCCGCCGGCUGCUGUUGGAGUCGGGCGUCGCUGCUGGUUACCGGUUGCCUAUUCACAUUGAUUAAAACCCAGUGCAACAAGGUAUCUUGAUGCAAGCAUUGACUACCCAGGCAUGCUCAGUAGCCUGAACCAAGACCAGGAGUCAAAACAGAAGAAUGGCAGAUCGUUAAUGCACUGUUGCUGCUGCUCUGGAAACAAGACCAGAGCUAGAAUCAAUAGCGGGGGAGACAAGAAUGCAGAAAGACUGUUUGGAAUCUGGACUUCAGGCUGCAGCACGACUCCUACAAGAGAAAGUAUCACCUACCUGCCCGGAGGCCAGCCUGCAUGGGAACAUCAAAGCCAGCGUUUUAAUAUUCUGCAUCCAGUUAUCUGAGGAAGGUAGAUAGUGUUACCCAGAAAUGGCCGUUUCCCUAUCCAUCCUCCUGUCCAACACACCAGUCAUGAGGCUCUUGCUGCUUUCUGCUUGGGCAGUACUAUUGACCGUUUCCCGAUGCUGCGCCGUCAGCUUUCCAGAAGACGACGAUCCUAUUAAUGUUGUUGACUACCACUAUUCAAGACAAUAUCCAGUAUUUAGAGGACGCCCUUCAGGCAAUGAAUCCCAACACAGGCUGGACUUUCAACUCAUGUUGAAAAUUCGAGACACACUUUAUAUUGCUGGCAGGGAUCAAGUUUACACUGUGAACUUGAAUGAAGUUCCAAAGGGAGAAGUUACUCCAAGCAAGAAGCUAACAUGGCGGUCAAAGCAGCAGGACAGAGAGAACUGUGCUAUGAAGGGCAAACACAAAGAUGAAUGCCAUAAUUUUAUUAAAGUCUUUGUUCCCAGGAACGACGAGAUGGUGUUUGUCUGUGGAACAAAUGCUUUUAACCCUAUGUGCCGUUAUUAUAGGUUGAAUACCUUGGAGUACGAUGGCGAAGAAAUUAGUGGGUUGGCAAGGUGCCCCUUCGAUGCUAGACAAACUAAUGUUGCCCUUUUUGCCGAUGGCAAACUAUAUUCUGCCACAGUAGCAGAUUUCCUAGCCAGUGAUGCCGUUAUUUACCGAAGCAUGGGUGAUGGGUCUGCAUUAAGAACGAUAAAAUAUGAUUCCAAGUGGAUUAAAGAGCCCCACUUCCUUCACGCCAUCGAGUACGGGAACUUUGUGUAUUUCUUCUUCCGGGAGAUCGCUGUAGAGCAUAAUAAUUUAGGCAAGGCUGUCUACUCCCGUGUGGCCCGCAUAUGCAAAAACGACAUGGGCGGAUCCCAAAGAGUGCUGGAGAAACACUGGACUUCGUUUCUGAAAGCUCGUCUCAACUGCUCUGUUCCCGGGGAUUCGUUUUUCUACUUUGAUGUGCUGCAGUCUAUCACAGACAUAAUAGAGAUCAGCGGAGUCCCUACGGUGGUCGGCGUAUUCACCACACAGCUUAACAGCAUCCCCGGCUCAGCGGUGUGUGCCUUCAGCAUGGAUGACAUUGAGAAAGUCUUCAAAGGGAGAUUUAAAGAACAAAAAACUCCAGACUCUGUUUGGACAGCUGUACCUGAAGACAAAGUGCCGAGGCCAAGACCUGGCUGCUGUGCCAAACACGGCCUAGCAGAGGCUUACAAAACCUCCAUUGAUUUCCCAGAUGAAACCCUCUCUUUCAUCAAGUCCCACCCUUUGAUGGAUUCCGCCGUUCCGUCCGUCAUUGAGGAGCCUUGGUUUACAAAGACAAGGGUCAGGUAUCGGUUGACUGCAGUUGCUGUGGACCGCUCUGCCGGCCCGUACCAAAACUAUACCGUCAUCUUUGUUGGCUCUGAAGCUGGAAUGGUGCUUAAAAUCUUGGCAAAGACCAAUUCUUUCUCUUUGAAUGACAGUGUCUUACUGGAAGAGAUUGAUGCUUACAAUCACGUCAAGUGCGGUGGGGACAGUGAAGAGGACAGGAAGGUGAUCUCGCUGCAGCUGGACAAAGAACACCAUGCCCUCUUUGCCGCCUUCUCCAGCUGCGUUGUUAGAAUUCCCCUCAGUCGUUGCGAGCGUCACGGGUCGUGCAAAAAGUCUUGUAUUGCUUCUCGGGAUCCUUACUGUGGCUGGCUGAGCCACGGGACUUGUGGGAGAGUGAGAUCGACCAUGUUGUUGUCUUUGUUUGUUUCAUACAACCACAGCGCUGGAGGAUAUGAGCAGGAUGUGGAAUAUGGCAACACAGCACAACUGGGAGAUUGCCACGAAAUUUUGCCUACUACAACUACACCAGAUUACAAAAUAUUUGGCGAUCCAACAUCUGACAUGGAGUUAUCCUCCGCUUCUAUUACCACAGUGGGAAGUAUCCCAGUUAUCUCACCCAAAGUGAUUGGUUCCUGGAAACCUAAAGUGACUGGCUCUCGGAAAUUUGUAGCCCAAGAUGACCCAAACACUUCUGAUUACUCUGAUCCAUUAUCAGGGGUCCCAAAGGGUGUAAGGUGGGAAGUGCAGUCGGGAGAGUCCAACCAAAUGGUACACAUGAAUGUCCUGAUUACUUGUGUCUUUGCUGCUUUUCUUCUGGGAGCCUUUAUUGCAGGCGUGGCUGUUUACUGUUACCGAGAUAUGUUUGUGCGAAAAUCUCGGAAGAUACAUAAAGAUGCAGAAUCAGCUCAGUCUUGCACGGACUCAAGCGGAAGCUUUGCCAAGCUGAAUGGCCUCUUUGAUAGUCCAGUCAAGGAGUAUCAACACAACAUUGACUCACCCAAACUGUACUCCAAUUUGCUAAUGAGCCGAAAAGAACUGCCAACUGGGGACACAAAGUCAAUGAUGAUGGUGGACCACAGAGGCCAACCUCCAGAACUUGCAGCGCUUCCGACUCCCGAAUCCACACCAGUGCUGCAGCAAAAGACUUUACAGUCUAUGAAAAGCCAACUGGACAAAGCACAGAACCACCUCAGUGCUUCUAGAAAAGAAACCCCUCUGAAGAGCCCUCAGUUUUUUCCAUCUAGUCCCCCGCCACAUUCUCCUUUAAGUCACGGGCACAUCCCCAGUGCGAUUGUUCUUCCAAAUGCUACUCAUGAUUACAAUAUGUCCUUCUCAAAUUCUAAUGCGCACAAAGCAGACAAAAAGAUGCAGAAUAUGGACCACCCCCUUACAAAGCCCUCAAGCAAAAGAGACCACCGAAGGUCUGUUGAUUCCAGGAACACCUUGAAUGAUUUCCUGAAACAUUUAAAUGAAACACCUAACCCCAAAGCUAUUAUGGGAGACCUCCAGGUGGCUCACCAGACUUUAAUGCUGGAUCCAAUGGGAAAUAUGGUGGAGAUUCCUCCCAAAGUUCCUAACAGGGAAGCAUCUUUGUAUUCUCCGCCCUCCACCCUUCCGCGAAACAGUCCAACAAAGCGGGUAGACGUUCCUACCACACCUGCAGUACCAAUGACCUCUUUAGAAAGACAGAGAGGCUAUCACAAAAAUUCUUCACAGAGGCACUCUAUAUCAGCCCUUCCAAAAAACUUAAACUCACCCAAUGGUGUGCUGUUAUCAAGGCAGCCUAGUAUUAACCGUGGAGGGUACAUACCUCCUGCUGCAGGCUCAAAGAUGGACUACAUGCAAGGGACACCCGUGAAUGUCCACCUACAGCCAUCUUUGUCUAGGCAAAGCAGUUACACAAGCAACGGAACGCUUCCUCGGACAGGAGUAAAGCGGACACCCUCCCUAAAGCCAGAUGUGCCACCCAAACCCUCGUUUGUUCCUCAGACACCUUCAGUCAGACCACUGAACAAGUACAGCUACUAAGACUUGCAUAUUCUAACGAGUGUGGGCCGAUGUUGUGGGACAGACGCUAAGGCAGAGACUUGCUUGUCGCCAGCAAGAGAACAAGCAGCCAAAGAAGCUGCCUUUACUGCCACAACAUCUUGUUCCGCCACAUGCCUGGCUCGAGCAAGACUCGGCUCGCUAAACAGAUUAAAACAAAGGAAGGGGCUGGCCAUGACAUUUCUUUUGUUUGGAGCAGAGGAGCACAAUGGGAAAGGACUGCGUGACCGUUCGAAAGAGCAGCUCAAGUGCUGGGGGAGGAAAGCAAAAAAGAUCCGGGAGCAAAAAAUACUUGAAGAAAUAAUAAUAAAUAAAUAAAUAAUAAAAUGGGGUUCAUUUUAGACUGCCAUAAAUGUGUAGUCUUCCCAUGAAAUGUGAACAUUUUAAGAUGUAUGCAUUUGCCUGUGCCUCUUGCACAAAUGUCCGAAAACGAUAAAUGUCUCGACCAGUGAGCUGGUUAAUAAGCAACUUGCUGAAUUUCAGUCUCUAGUUGAAGUGUAGCAAUUUUUUUUCCCUCCAAUGGAUAGCAUUUUGUUUAAUGACACAGGUAGAGUUCUGUGUGCAAGAGUGUGUGUGCAACAGAGAAAGAGAGAGAGAAUGGAUGAGUGAGUGUGAACAAGCGAGCCAUAAACACUAAGAGGUAUUCGAUCUCCUUGCAUCUUUUAAACUAUAGAAAUGUUUACAUGGUUUUAUCAUGCUUUGGUUUUGGUUCUUUGGGGCACAUGGGGUUCAUUAUGGAUCUCGUCUGGGAGGCUUGGGAUUUCAGAUUUCCUUACAUGACAGAACCAAGAACUCUGCAAAGCAGUGUAAGCAUACUCCUGCAAAAUUAUGUGACUGUUGAAUCGGAUUACUAAAUUUCAAGUGUAGCAUUAAUGGUAUUACUGGAUUUCCAUGGUCCUCAUCUAGACCUUCCUCCUAGUUUACUGCCUGGUGUAAAUGCAAGCUACAAAUGUUCUCAUUAUUCCUUAUCCAGGACAGGGGCUCUUAAAUUUUCAUCACAGUGAGCCUUCCCCACCCCCAAUUCAAAAGGCAAAAUAUUGUUUCAGUCACCUCUUCCCCCACCCUUUAUGAGACAAAAUAAAGUCAUGGGCCAAGAAGAGCCAUGGAGAGUGAGAUCCACAGGAAACAAAUAAAUAUUGUCCAAAAUAGAGGAUUGCUUCAUUGCCCCCGCCCAUAGGACUGUUAAAGCAACACAGUAGGUCAGGGGACCAUCCACCCAUCUGCCUUGUGCUAAUGGGGAACAAAGGGGCUAGCCCACCAUCUUGUCUCUUGGCAUUGUCACACGCACAAAAAAUAGGAUCAAGGUGGGGUAAGCAGGAACAAGCACCCUGUACUCAUUCCCUCAUAGGGUGACCCUCUUCACCCUUCGAGCACUGUGGAUAUGGACCAGAUGUGCGUGUAUUAAGACAGAGGGGAUGAAUUUGGAACAAGGUGUCAACUCUUGGAAAUCCCUUUUCCAAGAGGAAGAAAGGGACACCAAUUGGCCUGGCAGGAUCCAUCCACAAAGAAACUGAGCAGGGGUGUAAUCCAGUUUGCUUCAACUUGUGGGUUCUCCAAAGUCAUGCCGGUAAUGACAACAUUCUGUAAAUAUUAUGUGUGAGUUUACCUGGAUAUGUGCAUUUUGUGCCUUACUUAUGCAAACAAUUUAAAACAAAACCAAACCCUACUAAACCCUUGUCAAGUGUUCUCAGACGCACAUAAUACGUCCCUGAUUGCUAGCUGCAAGUUCUCUCAACAGUACCCAAAAAAGAUGAAAGGAACAAGGGGUAGGGAAAUACCCCCUCAAGAACAAUUAAUUAACAAUGAAAAGAAAGCCUAUAAGCCUAGGAGACAGCAGCAUUAAAUCAACCUUUUCUGUGCUAAACAUCCCACCCCUCACUCACUUAAGGAUCAAACAGUAAUAAUGUGAAAUCAUAAGAGGAUUCUAAGGUAAUGAACACCUGCUGAAACUGAGCAAGCUAUUAAGUGGGGUUCUCCAGGAUGCCCUUGCAGCUGAUGUUCAUCAGAGAUGCUGAUUGUUUAGCUUGCAGAAUGAUGCACAAGUGACGGUCACUUUUUUUAAAAAAAAGGUCAUUGCUACAACAAAUACAGGGCACUAUAUUCAAAAAAUACAACUUCAACCCAAGAUACUGAUUUCUACUACAUGUCAAGGGGGGGGGAAUAUUAGUCUCUCUCUUUCCAAAAAAAAAGAGAAUCAGUGUUCCUUAAUCUAUAGAAUAAUCUCCUUUUUCCAUUCUGUGUGUUGAUCAUUAAAAGACCUUUACUUCCCCUAAAAGUCUGGAUUGGGGGAAAAUACCUAGGACUGUUUUUAUUAAAACAUUCCAGUCUUGCAACUAAAACCAUGCCGAUUAAUAAUUUAAAAAAUGUAAACCAAGAAUCAAACGACAACACUGAAUUGAAUUCACUUUACAAAUAUUAAUUAAUAAUCCAUAUUUGUGUGAAACCGAAACAUAAAUGUUAUGUGAACCCGAAUAACUUUCUGUAACAUUGUGCUGCCUUGUUAGAUGGUAAUGUGAGUUCUCUCAGUAUUUAUGUUGAAAUCUCUAACAUUCAACAUAGUCUUUAUUCUGUUAAUUUAUAAUUUUUGUUGGGUUUUUGUUUUAAAAAUGCUUUAUCCAUUUGUGCAAAGGUAAAUGCAGAUUGUAUCUUUUUUAAUGGUACAGCAUUAAAAAAAAGCAACCCUGAAAGGAAGCUACUCUAUAUGUUCCAUAGAGUACUUUAACAUGUAUAGAUAUCUUGUAAACUUGUAUUGUGGAUGUGUAAAUAAUACGUCCUUUGGGUUUUUAACACCGCAUGUAAAGUCAAAAUAAACUAUUCAGCUGUA
This is a messenger RNA of Hemicordylus capensis (graceful crag lizard), 6864 nucleotides long. RefSeq names its product semaphorin 6D (gene SEMA6D). The record is from RefSeq and is a predicted model, not a curated record. The transcript has 23 exons. Gene Ontology annotation, biological process: semaphorin-plexin signaling pathway; neural crest cell migration; negative chemotaxis. Lineage: Eukaryota; Metazoa; Chordata; Lepidosauria; Squamata; Cordylidae. Gene Ontology annotation, molecular function: semaphorin receptor binding; chemorepellent activity. The coding region runs from base 717 to 4022 and encodes 1101 amino acids.